AAACAAACAAACAAAAUAAAUAAAUAAUAUCAAGACAGAACAAAGUCUGAUAGACACACACACACAAAUACACCGUAUUUUAAAUACUAUAAUAUAAUAUAAUCAUUACUUCCUCUACUUCUUGGUCUUGUUUUCCUUCCUCAUGGCCUACAUUCCAGCAGAGAGUCUGCGUAAUUUACACCUCUACAAGUAUGCCGGUGUAGACAAGUCCUUGGUAUCCCGCUUCAUCCUUACACCUUACUGGAAUACCCUAGUAAAAAUAUUUCCUCUCUGGGUCGCUCCUAACCUCAUUACCUUGCUCGGUUUGUUCUGCACAAUCUUCAAUGUCCUGACCCUCUUCUAUUACGAUACCUCUAUCGGUCCUUGCCCCAACUGGGUUUACACGUCGUUCGGUAUUGGAUUGUUUGUUUAUCAGUCUUUGGAUGCCAUUGAUGGAAAGCAGGCUAGACGCACUGGUGCUUCUGGACCUUUAGGCGAACUAUUUGAUCACAGCUGUGAUGCUCUUAAUACUAUGCUUGGUGUAUUCACAUGGGCUUCUGCCACCGGACUCGGACAGAGCUGGUGGACAGUCUGCUCUUUGUUUGCCGGUCUUUGUAACUUUUAUUUGUCGACCUGGGAAGAAUAUCACACAGGUGUUUUGUAUCUCGGAUAUUUUAGUGGUCCUGUGGAAGGUGUGCUGAUGCUGGUCGCUGUUCAUUUGUGGACCGGAAUUGCAGGUCCUGAUUUCUGGAAGCAAAACUUGAACCAAGUGGUUGACAUUGACUGGCUUUACAGCCCUUACACUCAUGCUAUUGGAAAACUUCCGUUGAAUCAUCUCUUGAUUAUCGUUGGUGCUGUGGUGGUCGUGUUCAAUAUUUCAUCUGCUCUGUUGAAUGUCAUCAAAGUAAAGAUCUAUCCUACCGAUACGUCACACAAGGAUAGAUCUAUUCUCAAGGCUGUCGCCGGAUUGCUUCCAUUUGUACUCAUGACUGGUCUUUCGGUUGGAUGGUUGUACAUGUGGCCAUCACUUGUGUACGAGGAUUUGUCGACCUUUAUCUUGUUCACUGGUCUCUUGUUUGGCCACCAGGUUGGCACAAUCAUCACUUCUCAUGUAGCAAAGUUAUCCUUUCCUUUCUGGGAUACUCCUGCCAUGGCACUACUUUGCACUGGCUGUGCAUUGGCAUAUGUUGAAACAAGUCUGGAAUGUUGCUCUGUUGCGAUUGACCAUCGUCUUGUCAUCAGAGCCUUUCUUGUCCUUGCCGGUGCCCAAUACUUUAUCUUUAUCAUAGGUAUCAUCCAACAAAUCUGUACAUAUCUCGAUAUUGGAUGCUUGUAUAUUAAGAAGAAGAAGACACUUCAUACUGAAUAAAAUUAUAUAAAGAAAUAUUAAAAUCAAUAAAUGUAUAUCAACUAACAUC
Messenger RNA from Phycomyces blakesleeanus NRRL 1555(-), 1397 nucleotides. RefSeq lists its product as hypothetical. Lineage: Eukaryota; Fungi; Mucoromycota; Mucoromycetes; Mucorales; Phycomycetaceae. The transcript has 7 exons. Gene Ontology annotation, biological process: phospholipid biosynthetic process. The record is from RefSeq and is a predicted model, not a curated record. Gene Ontology annotation, molecular function: phosphotransferase activity, for other substituted phosphate groups. Bases 143 to 1348 code for a protein of 401 amino acids. Gene Ontology annotation, cellular component: membrane.